AUGUCACAAAUUACAAAUUUUAUUAAUAACCAAUCAAAUGAUAAUAAUAAUAAUAAUAAUAACAAUAAUAUUAAUACCAAUAAUAAAAGUGGAAAUCUUUUAUCCUUAUCGAAGGAAUCAUCAAUUUUGUUAAUUAUUCAUUCAACUUCAUCUCCUGUAAAUUAUUUAUCCCAAAUAAAUAAUUCAAAUAAUUCAAAUAAUUCAAAUAAUUCAAACAAUUCAAAUAAUUCUAAUAAUUUUAAUAAUAAUAGUAAUAAUAAUAAUAUUAAUAAUAAUAAUAUAAAUAAUAACUAUAAUGCGAAUAAUAAUAAUAAUAAUAUAAACAAUAGUAAUAGUAAUAACAAUAUAAAUAAUAAUAACAACAAUAUUAAUAAUAAUAAUAAUAAUAAUAAUAAUAAUAAUAAUAAUAAUAAUAAUAAUAAUAAUAAUAAUAAUAAUUAUAAUAAUAUAAACAACAAUCAACAAAAUAAUCAAUUACAACAACAAAAAAUUAAUAAUACGAGUAGUGAUAAUAUAAGUAAUUUGAUAACAUCAUUAAGUAAUAAUAUAAAUAAUUCAAAUAAUAAAUAUAAUGGAUCAACACCACCUUUUUCAUCACCAAAAUUAAAUUCAACCAAUACAACACCAAACUCAACACCUCCAAGUUUAUCUUCAUCACCAUUAAACACAUCAACCAAUAGCCUUCAAUUGCUAUCAACAAUGAGUCAACAGAUUCAACAACAAAUUCAACAACAACAACAACAACAACAACAACAACAACAACAACAAACUCAACAACAACAACAAACUCAACCAAAAUUACCAAUUAAUAAUAAUAAUAUUGAUACAUUAAAAACAAAUCAAUGUAAAAUUACAGAUUGUAUUGUUUGUGAAAAUGGACCACCACCAAGUUUUGAAAAAGGUCAAGUACCAAUUUGGGCACAAAUUUUACAUGUUGCAUUAUUUGCAUUAACAGAGUCAUCAAAAAUCACACAAAAUAGAUCACCAAAUCAAUUGGAUGAUAAUUUAACACAUGGAAAACGUUAUUUUCAUCUAAGAGAUGAUAUAUAUGAAUUUAUAAAUGUUCAUUGGGAUUUAAUUUGUAAAAGAGAAAGAAUUCAAAACUGGAAACAUACAAUUGGUAUGACAUUAUCCCAUUAUCAAAAUUUAUUCCAAAAUGGUUAUCCAAUCUUUCAAAACACUGGUUAUUGGUGUUUGAAAGAUGAUGCUCCAAAUCCAUACACUUCUGAUUUUAUGGAUAAUUCAAGAAAAAGAAAAUAUUCUACAAAAUUAUCAAAAAAAAAUAAACAAUUACAACAACAACAAUUACAACAACAACAACAACAACAAUCACUACAACAAUUAAAUAAUAGUAGUAGUAGUAGUAGUAGUGAUGAAGAUGAACUACAACAACUACAACAACUACAACAACAACCUAAUAAAAGGUUAAAUUCCUCACCUUCUUAUGGCUCACCAUUAAUACAUGGAAUGGAAUCAUUAUUAAAUUCAAACUCCUCAUCACCAUUAAGGUCUUUAACACCAAAUCUAAGCUCAUGUGGUUCACCACUUCAAUUGGCAAUUACAAAUAAUAAUCAUAACAAUGUAAAUUAUAAUAAUACUCUUAAUAAUAAUAAUAAUAGUAAUAAUAAUAGUAACAAUAAUAAUAAUAAUAAUAAUAAUAAUAAUAAUAAUAAUAAUAAUAAUAAUAAUAAUAAUGGUAAUAAUAAUGGUAAUAAUAAUAAUAUUAAUAAUAAUGGUAAUAAUAAUAGUGGUGGUGGUGGUAGCAGUAAUUUUAGUAUUGGUGGUUUAUUGUCAAAUGAUGAAAGCGAUAUCAAUAUUAAUAGUAACAAUAAUAAUAACAAUACAUAUUAUGAAAAAUUUAAAUGUAUGGAAAAGGAAUUGGAUGAUUGCAAAAACGAAGUAAGAGAAUUACAAGAUGAAAUUUGUUUAUUGCAAAAUGAAUUAAAAAAUAAUAAUCAACAACAACAACAAAUUGUUUGA
Dictyostelium discoideum AX4 is the source of this 1980-nucleotide messenger RNA. RefSeq lists its product as hypothetical. NCBI's taxonomy places the organism in Eukaryota, Evosea, Eumycetozoa, Dictyosteliales, Dictyosteliaceae. The record is from RefSeq and is a predicted model, not a curated record. Gene Ontology annotation, biological process: chromatin remodeling. Bases 1 to 1980 code for a protein of 659 amino acids. The transcript has a single exon.